ACUGGGGUAGAUUGGGGAUUACAUUGUAGACUGGGGAGUAGCGAGUCUCGGGACCAAGGUACAAAUAAGCAUAAGAUGGCUAUGAAUGUUAGUCUGGACCCCAAUAACCCUGAUGACAAGUGCAGUCGCUAUGAAGUUUUGUCCUGGAUCAAUGAAACAUUACAGACUAAUUUUACUCAAGUGGAGCAAUGUCGUUCAGGUGCAUGUUUUUGCCAGUUUAUGGACUUGCUCUUCCCAGGGUCCAUCGACAUGAGCAAAGUAAAGUUUGAGUCCCAAAAGAGGUCUGAUUUUAAACAGAACUACAGUCUUCUGCAGACAGCUUUCCGAAAAUCAGGCAUAAAACAGCCAGUCCCUGUGAAGCAGCUUCUCACAGGAAAGUUUAGACCCAAUUUCACCUUUCUGAAAUGGUUCAGGAAAUUUUUCUUUGCCAAUGAGAGACAAAGGAGAGAGUACAAACCAGUUGAAGCUCGUAAUGGUCAGGAUAUUGUACAGGUAGAUGAACCUGUUAAGUCUCCAAGAUCCUGGAAAAAUCCACGUGAAUCUGGCAGAGUAAGAGACGAGUCUGACAAAGACUUGGAAUUGAAUGGAAGGAGACAACCUGUGACUUACGAUUCUAAAUGGGAAAGAACCUACAAGUGGAUCAGAGCCAGCCAUAUGGGAGACAACUGUGCUUACUGCACUUUGUGUGACUACAAUAUCAUUCUACACGCAGGUUUUUUCGAUCUGAAGCGACACCAACAAACUCAGAAGCAUAUGAAGCGGGAGAUGGGAGGAUUAAAUUCAUCUGGCAGAAAAAAGAUUGAAACCUCUAUUUCCUGUAGUGAAACCAUGCUUCUUUUCAUUCAAAACCAUUGCCUCUCCAGUUUACCCUCAAGGAUCAACAAGGUCUCCCAACGUACUGCAAGCUACAUCCUCGGCCUGAAUUAUCCAAAUGAUAUUGCUUCUGCUUGUAAGAUGAAUCCCUACUGUAUAUAUAUAUAUGGGCAGGUGCUGCUUGAUGCAGAAAGCAGAGAAAGGACCUCCUGCCAUGUGGUGCUAGUGGGCUUUUUUGAGGAAAAGCGAGCAAGAUAUUGUAUCCGUCUCCUUGAUGUCUUUCAGGCUGAAGAUGGUAGCUCUGUAUCUGGAUGUUUACUCAAUGUCCUUCAAAAGUUUGAGCUUCCUGCUGGCAACAUGGUAGCUUUCUACGUUAAUGACCAGGAACAGACCUCAGGAAGUGUUGUGUCGCAGAUUCAGGAGCUCAACCCACAGGUGAUUGAUCUCGGAGGACUUUACAGCGUACCUAACUCUGCCUACAGUGCUGGCCUACAAGCUCACUCCAGUCAGGUUCAGAAACUUAUUGCCAGCAUCUAUGAACACUUCUCAACUUGUUCCACCAGCAACGACAACCUCAAGAUGCUGUUUGCGGGCAUUGAAGGAUUAAAAGACACCAGCGCUCCCCUCUCACACAGUUGUGAGGAGUUUUGUGUGCUCGUUCAAAGGAUGCUUGAAAUGUGGAGUGAUUUGGUAUCAUACUUCACUUCCUGCAAUGAAAAUAAUGAUAAAGCUAAGCAAAUUUGUUCGCAGUUGGAGAAUCCUAAAGUUAGGAUCACCUUGAUGUUUCUGGAUCAUGCUCUUGGACCACUCCGUGCCUUCGAGCAGCACCUGCAACAAAGCAAAGGCUCAGUUCGUGCCGAUCUUGUCCAGAUCCUUCGAGAAGCAAGUGGACUCCUACGUUCGUAUGCCUCCAGCUUUCUUCACCCUCAAGCGGUCAUACGCUACCUGAAGGAACGAGACCCAGCCAUCCUGGAGAACUCAACAUUCUGCCUUCCUGCUACUGAGCUCAGUUUGGGUGGUGUGGUAGAAGACUUCAUCUCUGCCAGAGAAGAAGAGCUAGCAGAUUCCAUUAAUGUGUUUCAUGAUGAGUGUUUAGCUUUCUACAAAACUCUUACGACCUCCAUCGCUGACAGUCUACCUCUGAGCGAUAGUGUCCUGAGGGGCAUUUCACAGCUCCUCAGCCCAGCAGGAAGAUUGAAGGUCACAGGAAAGAGUAUAGUUGACCUUGCUGUACAAUUUGGCAUCUGCUCCAAACCUGAGGAUUCUGCUAAGCUCACGGAUGAGUUCUUCGAGUACCAGCUUGUGGAGGAUGAAGAAGACACACCUUCAACCCUUCCUCUGGAGCGAUACUGGUGUAAUGUGCUCAAGACUUUUCCACCAGAAUCCAUCUUCAAGAGACUUGUCCUCUGUUUUUUGAUUUUGCCCUGUCCAUCUCUUGAAGCAGAAAAGAUCUUUGCACAGGCUGUUGAAAAUGGAGAUGUUGCUCAUUGGCAUGAUAGUUCAGAGGAAAGUGACACAGAUUUGACAAAAGAGCUGGAUUCCAAUGAUGACUCUUCUCUAGACCACACUGAAGUCAAGAUUUCACCUAUCAGAAAUGGGCAAAUGAAAAAAAACAGAGGUAGCACAUCAGAGAUGGUUCAACACUCAGACACAGUGAAGCCGUGUGUGGUGCGACUGGAGAAGAUCACCAGUCAGAGAGAAAUGGAUUUAAGGAGAGAUGGAGCCGAUGAUGAUAUCUGGACUAGUAGUACGAUACACGAGGGCUCCGUUAGGGGAAUUUAUGGUUGGGAGAGCAGCUUACGGCAGAAACCACAGGAACGUACAGUCUUUCAGGCUGGUACAGGCACCUGGAGCAAACCGGUGAACCCAGACAAGGACAGCAAACCAGAGGUGGUUAAGAACAAUGCUCGUUCAUCUGCAUCAAAUUCGACACCAAGCCCCAGAUCUGGAAAGCGAGAACAAGCGUACCACGAUGGAAAAGGUUAUGCCAUUGGAGAGCUUGUGUGGGGAAAAGUAAAGGGCUUCUCUUGGUGGCCUGGACUGGUGGUGGUGUGGAAGGGCAGGGCGCUUCCUGUGUCUAUGAGGCGCGUGGAGUGGUUUGGAGAUGGCAUGUUUUCAGAGAUUCAUACAGAGGGACUGAUGCCCUUCGCUGCGUUUGCAAAGUGCUUUUGUAGUAAAUCCUAUGAAGGUCUGCCUACCUACAGGAAUGCCAUCUACCAAAUCCUAGAGUUGGCAGCAGAGCGUUGUGGGAAGAAUUUCCCUCCUUUGGAGAAGAAAGGGGAAGAGGCAAAAGCCAUGCUGGAUUGGGCAUUUGGAGGCUUCCAGCCCAUGGGUCCUGAUGGAUUUUUGCCUCCUGUGGACAGCUCUACUAGUAAAACUGAGUCGGAUUCUUCAGUGUGUGAUUAUCAGCCUCCAGCCAAGAGGAAGUAUGUCAACAAGAACAGACAGUCAGCUCAGGAUUACACCAGAGAUCAAAUGGUCUAUGAGGUAACCGUUAAAGGCAGAAACAUUGAAGAUUUCUGCCUGUCCUGUGGAACUGCCAACAUUGAAAUUGUCCAUCCUCUUUUUGUGGGAAGCCUUUGUUCUAAGUGCAAGGAGAACUUUACAGAAACACUGUACAGGUAUGAUGAUGAUGGCUAUCAGUCAUACUGCACCGUGUGCUGCGCCGGACAAGAGGUCAUUCUCUGUGGAAAUGCCAGCUGCUGCAGGUGUUUCUGUAAAGACUGUUUGAAUAUGCUGGUGGGACCAGCGACGUUUGAUAAGCUGAAGGAGGUUGACCCAUGGAGCUGUUACAUUUGCCUGCCCUCUAAGUGCUACGGCGUGCUCAAGCUCAGGCCUGACUGGAGUGUUCGUGUCCAGGAGUAUUUCGCCAAUAACAGUGCCUUUGAAUUUGAGCCACACCGAGUGUAUCCUUCUAUUCCAGCUCAUAAGCGUCGUCCAAUCAGAGUCCUCUCCCUGUUUGAUGGGAUUGCAACAGGCUAUCUGGUCUUAAAAGACUUGGGCUUUAAGGUGGAGCGCUACAUUGCCUCUGAGAUCUGUGAAGACUCCAUUGCUGUUGGGAUGAUCAAACAUGAGGGCCAGAUUGAAUAUGUGAAAGAUGUGCGCACCAUCACAAGGAAACAUGAAUAA
Sinocyclocheilus anshuiensis is the source of this 3942-nucleotide messenger RNA. It is a transcript of the gene dnmt3ba, whose product is annotated as DNA (cytosine-5-)-methyltransferase 3 beta, duplicate a. Gene Ontology annotation, molecular function: DNA binding; protein binding; DNA (cytosine-5-)-methyltransferase activity, acting on CpG substrates. Bases 76 to 3942 code for a protein of 1288 amino acids. NCBI's taxonomy places the organism in Eukaryota, Metazoa, Chordata, Actinopteri, Cypriniformes, Cyprinidae. The record is from RefSeq and is a predicted model, not a curated record. Gene Ontology annotation, biological process: negative regulation of transcription by RNA polymerase II. The transcript has 21 exons. Gene Ontology annotation, cellular component: nucleus.